This is a messenger RNA of Dipodomys ordii (Ord's kangaroo rat), 930 nucleotides long. It is a transcript of the gene Trem2, whose product is annotated as triggering receptor expressed on myeloid cells 2. The record is from RefSeq and is a predicted model, not a curated record. Gene Ontology annotation, molecular function: signaling receptor activity. Gene Ontology annotation, cellular component: cell surface. Bases 45 to 722 code for a protein of 225 amino acids. The transcript is spliced from 5 exons. NCBI's taxonomy places the organism in Eukaryota, Metazoa, Chordata, Mammalia, Rodentia, Heteromyidae.
AGCAGAUCUUGCACAAGGCACUCCGUGUCUGCCCUUGGCUGGGGAUGGGUGGCAUGGAUCCUCUCCGGCUGCUUGCCCUGCUCUCUGUCACAGCGCUGUCGGGAGCCCACAACACCACCGUGCUGCGGGGCAUGGAGGGCCAGUCCCUGCGGGUCUCCUGCCCGUACGACGCGAUGAAGCACUGGGGGCGACGGAAAGCCUGGUGUCGCUUGCGAGGUGAGGGGGGGCCGUGCCAGCGCGUGGUCAGCACGCACAGCCUCUGGGUGCUGGCCUUCCUGAGGCAGCAGAACGGCAGCACGGCCAUCGUGGACGAUGCCCUGGCCGGGCGCCUCACCGUGACCCUGCGGAAUCUACAAGCCCACGACGCAGGCCUGUAUCAGUGCCAGAGCCUCCGGGGCCAGGAGGCUGACACGCUGUGGGAGGUGCUGGUGGAGGUGCUGGCAGACCCCCUGGAGCCCCAGAGUGCUGGAGACUUCUGGGUCCCUGAGGGAUCAGAGAGCUUCGGAGGGGUCCAAGUAGAGCACAGCAUCUCCAGGAGCCAGCUAGGAGAGACCCCCUUCGUGCCCAUGUCCAUCCUCCUCCUUCUCGCCUGCAUCUUGUUCUGCAAACUUCUAGCAGCCAGUGCCCUGUUCGCCAUGGCCCGGCGUGGACAGAAGCGGGAGACACCUGUGGCCAUUGGGCUGGACUGUGGUCAGGAGCCUGGGCACUCAGCGUCUGCCUGACAGGACCAAGGAGCACAUGAGAGAAUCGGAGCUUGGAUGAGAGGAGAAGCUGGGUGAGUCCAUCCAGGGGCCACCCAAUCUGCACGCUCACCAGCUGCCAAGACUCCGAGUCAUGCUUUGGCUGCCUGCAGCCUGCCUACCCUGGGCCUGGAAGAUGGGACAUCUAUUGGGGGGAGAGGGAGAGGGUAGCAUGGGGAGUGGGUAGAGG